AGUAAAAAUAUAAUUUUACAUCUACCUAAUUUAGAAUAAUGUAUUAAACUACCUAUCGAUUAUCGUAAAACUCGAUUGUUUUUAUUAAACGUUAACUAUGUUGUAAUAUCUGUGAACAAUCGAAUUAUUAUUGUUCUGUACUCAAAUAAAUGACUAUUACAUUUACAAUCCUAUCACAGUGCGCGGCCAGUAUCAGCGACAACACUACACCAUAAUAUCAGAACAAUAACAAUAACAGUGGCCUUAAAUCACUGCGAAGGCGACUUGGGUCGCAAUAGGACUUUUACACUUACAGCUUACUCUACUUAAAAUGGUCUCAGGACGACAAGAAGUGAUCAACUUGUACAAGACCCUAUUAUAUAUGGGACGAGACUAUCCUCAGGGUUAUGACUUUUUCCGUUCACGGUUGAAAAAAGCUUUCCAACGUAACAGCGACAUCAGUGAUCCCGAACAAAUAAAGAUGCUAGUCAAACGUGGCGAGUUUGUUGUCAAAGAGAUCGAAGCUCUCUACAUGCUCAAAAAAUAUAGAACAUUAAAAGAUAGAUAUUCUACAGAGAAAAAUGAAUAGUCAAUCGAUCUAUUUUUUAGUUUUUUUAUGUAUAUUAUAAUAUUAUAAAAAUUUCAUUGUGUACAGUUUUUUUUUUAUACAUAUAUAUGUAGUUUAAGCUUACAAACAAAAUAAUAAUAAAAAAUAAAAAUAUAUUGGUA
Aphis gossypii (cotton aphid) is the source of this 708-nucleotide messenger RNA. RefSeq names its product electron transfer flavoprotein regulatory factor 1 (gene osi). Gene Ontology annotation, biological process: respiratory electron transport chain. Lineage: Eukaryota; Metazoa; Arthropoda; Insecta; Hemiptera; Aphididae. The record is from RefSeq and is a predicted model, not a curated record. The transcript is spliced from 2 exons. The coding region runs from base 311 to 568 and encodes 85 amino acids. Gene Ontology annotation, cellular component: mitochondrion.